AUGGCCCGGUCAAUCGCUGUGCUGCUAUUUUUCCUGGUUGUCUUUGCUGCAUUGGCUUCGUGUUUAGAAGGCAGACGCCUCUUGAAUGUAAAGCAAAUUGCGAAGAGAUCAAUCCCUGCUUUGGGGGGCAGUUUGAUUCUUAGUGCCCUUCCAAAGGGUCCGGUGCCAUCUUCUACUCCACGUAAGAAGGGCCACGCCGUGGUGGCCGUGGAUGAAAAGCUGAUCAUUGUCCGGCACCUCAUUAGUAUCGAUCGGAUUUUGCAGUCUAUCCCGAGCCCCGGUGCUGGCCACUAA
Messenger RNA from Juglans microcarpa x Juglans regia, 294 nucleotides. RefSeq names its product precursor of CEP14-like. Gene Ontology annotation, biological process: cellular response to nitrogen starvation; response to osmotic stress. Bases 1 to 294 code for a protein of 97 amino acids. Lineage: Eukaryota; Viridiplantae; Streptophyta; Magnoliopsida; Fagales; Juglandaceae. The transcript has a single exon. The record is from RefSeq and is a predicted model, not a curated record.